This is a messenger RNA of Gadus chalcogrammus (walleye pollock), 2859 nucleotides long. RefSeq names its product bone morphogenetic protein 10-like. Gene Ontology annotation, biological process: BMP signaling pathway; SMAD protein signal transduction. Gene Ontology annotation, cellular component: extracellular region. The transcript is spliced from 2 exons. Bases 233 to 1720 code for a protein of 495 amino acids. Gene Ontology annotation, molecular function: cytokine activity; growth factor activity. The record is from RefSeq and is a predicted model, not a curated record. NCBI's taxonomy places the organism in Eukaryota, Metazoa, Chordata, Actinopteri, Gadiformes, Gadidae.
UGGAAAACACUGCCCAUUGCCCUCCGCACCCGAUCACAAGAUUAACAAGGUCAACGCUGUUUUCCUCCAGACCCCUCCACCGCCGACCUACCCGUCCCUCAAGAAGAGCGCCUCUACCCUGGGAAGGGGUCACAAGCUCACAGGUGUCCUCUCUGGAGGAUCUCGCCAGAUUCUCAUUCUGGGCGUCUGAACUCAAACUUUGGAUCACAUUCUAUGAUCGCCCUGAACCACCAUGACUAUCUCAGUGUUCUACUGUCUGUGGUACGGCUGCCAUCUGGGGGUAGUGCUGUUAGAGGUGUUCAACGGCCUGGGUGUAAGCAGCCCGGUCCUUUCCGCAGAGAAAUACCCCAGGAGGUCACCCCCGGGGAGAGAUCUCCACGAGAGCCCUCUCCAGUGGAGGACCCAUGACCUAGAGGCCCAGGGCCUCCUCACACAGCUUCUGUCCACGCUGAACCUCACCGAGCAGGGGCCCCACAGGACAAGGCCCCGCACGGCCCCAGAAGAGACGGCCGACUAUAUGUUGGAGCUCUAUAACCAGUUCGCCGAAGACUUCAGUGCAGUGCCCUCGGCCAGCAUUGUGCGGAGUUUCAAAAAUCAAGACUCCUCCCCCUACAGAGUGACAGCUGGAGGAACACGGAUAUACCCCCUCUUGUUCAACCUCUCUGUCCCCCACCACGAACACGUAAGAUUAGCUGAGCUCCGUCUCUACACCGCCGUGCGCCACUCCAUAUCAAGCACACACUCCGCCAUUGACCGCAAGGUGACCGUAUACAAAAUUCACGAGGGGGACCUUUCAACAAAAGAGGCGGUCACAGGCCAGAGAAGGAGAGGGGAUCAAGGGGUGGUGUCGGAGAUGGAGCGACUGGCCACCAAGCGGAUCCAUGCCAAAGGUCAUAACUGGAUGUCAUUUGACCUGACUCAUGCCGUGAACAUGUGGCUGUCGUCUGGGUGUGCAGGGACACACAGACUGGAGGUUCACGUCGAGAAGCCCCCGAGGUACGAAGAAGAGAAGGAGGAGGAGGAAGAGGGCAGGAUGGCAGCAGAGGGGACAGAAGAAGAAGAAGAGGAGGAGGAGGAGGAGGAGGAAGAGGACGUCGUCAUCGAGCGAAACGUAGAAGGCAACCGCAACGCGGUGAUCGUUGUGUUCUCGGACGACCCGGCCAGCGAUCGCAAACAGGAUAGGAAAGAUCCGAGCCGGAAGACAGAACAGGAAAAUCUCCUUCCUGACGACCUGGACCAGCAUAGCGUCUGGGAGGCUGUCGAUGACAACGUGGGCCACACUUCCCAGAAACACCCAGAUAAACAAUCCCACUCCCACCACCACCACCAGCAGCAUCAGCAGCAGCAGCAGCAGCAGCAGCAGCAGCAGGCCCCGCCAACCAGAGUCCGCCGCGGCGCCAAAACCGAACCCUGCAAGCGCGCCCCACUUUACGUGGACUUCAAGGACAUCGGCUGGGACCAGUGGGUGAUCCAGCCGCUGGGCUACGAGGCCUACGAGUGCAACGGCGUGUGCAGCAUGCCCAUGACCUCCGAGGUGUCCCCCACCAAGCACGCCAUGGUGCAGACCCUGCUGAGCCUCCGGCGCCCGCAGAAGGCCUCCGCCGCCUGCUGUGUGCCCACCCGGCUGGACUCCAUCCCCCUGCUGUACCACGACAACGGCGUGGUCACGUUCAACCACAAGUACGAGGGGAUGGUGGUGGCCGAGUGCGGAUGCAGAUAGUUCUGGUGGACAACACUUCGCACCGUCAAAAAUAUAAAAAUAAAUGAAUAAUAGAAAGCAUCACUUAAACUUCAACAGCGCUUACUUUAUAUAUAUCAAAAUAUUUAUAUAUAUAUAUAGAAACAUACCCAAGAUUUGCUGCUUCUAGCUAUAGAUAAAUAGUAUUAGUAUCGUAGUAUAGAAUAGUAUAUAUUUUUUUAUUCUGUGUCAGAUCAUCUCGAAAUGAUGACUUUACUUUUUCUCGGCUGCUCGUAAGACAAUGCAAGCAAACAUUAGACGCAGCAUGGAGGACAAAGGUCUGUGCUGAAAUAGAUGUUUAGGGCGCCCCCCACCAGGGUCUCUUAUCCCUCAGGGCUCUGCCAUCUAUGCACAGAGAGCUGCCUUGCAGACGCAUUAGUACACUCGCUUCCGGAACAACCCUGCGACUCCCUACCAGGCCAUGACUUGAGUGUGGCGAACCCCGCCGCCCCGGCCUCCACCCCCCCUUCACCUCCUAGGGCCACAUGCCACGCGAUCCACUCUCUGCGCCUCACUCCUCACUCCUCACCCCCCCCAUUCCCCUCUUCCCCGCCCUCCAUGUUAGGCGAUAAGGAGGUGUCAGAACCUGCAGUCCUGUAGACCAUCACUCAGGAUGAGCCGCCCCCCCAACCCCCCCAAAGUGGACAGCGGGGCUGGAGAGGGUGGUGUCACAUGGGGCCUCAAACACCAGCGGCAGGUCUUAUACUGGGUAGAGCUAGCCAACGAGCGCGUUUGUAUGGCGUGACUCCGCCAACUUCCUUUUUUACUGACACGGGCACGGGCUUUGAGGCCCCCCCCAUAUCAACACCAUGGCAACCGGAUAACUGGAAAACAAAAAACCAGUCAUAUUAUCGCUGGUUGGGCUUGUGCUGUUAACAGUUGGAAGUGGAUAAGGACAGGGGAUUAGCAUUGUGGAACAUUUGAACUGCAUGGGAUUCUUCAUGUAUCAAGAUUUGUUCGUGCCAAGUGUACAUAACGAAGCCGUCAUCCCACAGUUGGGCUUUUAGUUUGAUAUGCAUUUGCAUGUGGGAUAUUAUAUUUAUUGAUAACCAAUGGGGAUAGAAUAUCUCAGUUUAUCUUAUGAGAAUUUUAAAAGAUGGUACGCUGGCAAUAUAUGAGAU